UGGCCGUGGUACACAUGUAACGUAUGCCUGGUUAAGCUAUAAAAAAAGUGUAUAAACAUUUACAUAAUAAAACAUUAUUUAUUUAAGCGUAAUUAUACUAAAUGUUUUGAUUGUUUAGUCAAAAAUUUCAUUAAAAUAGUUUUUUUGUGAGAAAUUUGUGAACCAUGGUUUAUAUAUCGAAUGAUGGAAAUGUUUUGGAGAGUGCACCGUGGAGUUUGAAAAGACUAUACAAUAUUUUCAUUGGAAUAAUUUACAUGAUUAUUAUGUUUUUUAUGACCAUGAUCAAUCCCGACAUGAACAAAUAUGGAAGUGAUUAUGCAAGAGAUUACAGACCUGGGUUCAAGCCACCACGUCCACCAACACGUAGAUUAGGAAGACCUAACAUAGGAAAUACUGUAGACAUUCCAUUUGGUGGAUGUAGGAGCUGUGCUGGUUAACAUAAAAUAUAAAAUACAACUAAUCUACAUCAAGAUAUUCACAUUUAUUAACCCUCUCACGUUAAAUAUUGGGUCAUUUUAACACCGUCCAUUGGUUAUUUGUCAACAGUCGACUGUUACUUUAUCGUUAUAACAAGAAAUAACGAAGUAACGUUAUUGUGAUAGACCAAUGUAUCUAGUAUUGGAUAUAAUAUGAGGAGAAGAAAAAAUGUUUAGAGAACAAAUACGAUAUAAACAUACGGAACACUAAAUUUUCAUCGAAAAAUUGCUGACAUUUAAAGUAUGAUAAUUUCGUAACAAAACAUUAUACAACAAUCAUUCUGAAGUCGUUUUAAAACUUGGAGCUUCUAUUUUCAGAAUCCUUCAGCAGUUUUCUCCAGGGUCAUUUCUGCGUUAUGUAGGGAGAUGGAGAAGCGAGGGGGUUUUUUUUUUUUUUUUUUUCAAAAAUUGUUCGAUUACAAACGACUACAAACAUUGAAAAUUUUUUUUAAACACUACAAUCAUCACGGAUUUGAGGACUGAAGCCUCCCCUUUAUAACGACCACUCAAAAGUUAAUGUACGAUUUUUUUCACCGUGUUAUUGUACUUCGAAUGAGAAAUGUGCCGCCGGUAUUAAAAUAACUCAAGGUUCACCACGUGGAGGUUGCACGGACGGACUUGUACCUCAUGUGCAUGUGGUGUGUGUGAUUUAAUAGUGGCUAAACGUUCAAAAUCGGGUAAUUGAUGCACGUGUACUUUGGGUUAUUCUAAUGCCGGUGGCACAUUUCUCAUUCAAAGCGAAAAGAAAUCGUACAUUAACUCCUGAGGGGUCGUUAUAAAUGGGAGGCUUUAAUCUUCAAAUUCCUAAUGAUUGUAGCGCUUAAAAAAAUUUUUCGAUGUCUGUUUAGUCAUUUGAAAUUGAACAAUUUUUGAAAAAAAAACACCCUCCCACGUAACGCAAAAAUGACUCUGGAGAAAACUGCUGAAGAAUUCUAAAAAUAGAGGCUCCAAGCUUUAAAACGACUUCAGAAUAAUGUAUGAUAUUUUGUUAUGAAAUUAUCACACUUUAAAUAUCAGCAAUUUUUCGAUGAAAAUGUAGUAUUCCCUAAAUUUUGCACGCCAGUGUAUUAUUGGUAUACUUUUGAAGUAGAUCUUGAAAAAACUGAAAUUAUUGUAGAGAAAAUUCAUGGAUACCGUAUGCUGAAACAGACGAGUAUUUUUUAAAAAGGAUCUAAUCAUAAAAUUACUGAUUACUUUGUUAUUGACAUAAUUCCAGCAGAAGAUUUAUUGAAAAUUUUUACAGUUGAGAAAACGAACAAUUCAUUACAGUCAAAAAGAAAGAUAAUUUUAAAAACACUAGAUUGAAUUAAAGGCAGACAAAUAAAUUGAAACAAGUACACAAUAACAAAUUUAUAUAAUUUAUAAUUGUGUGAUAGCAAGUAUAAUACAAUAUGUAAAAUAUGUCAAAAGAAUAAUUUGUUAAAACCCAUACAGUGAAAAGCAAUAUUACGUGUAUGCAGGUGCGGAAGCAUAAUAAAGAUCGUAUGUAAUAUGCAUAUUAUAUAUAUAUUGUUAUUACUGUUCGAUAAAAUGUUACAAAGUAAGAAAAUAAUGCUAUCAAAAUAAUAAAAAAAUUAGUUAGAAACGUUCCCUUAAAAUGUACAAAUAUAUUUAAACUUUCACUAUGGAUCAAAGUGACUUGGCAUUCGAACCUCGAACCUCGUCGUUGCUAGAGCAUCCGAUGUCCGAGGGUUAAUUAUAUUUUUAUAUGUAUAUUAUAAUUAUUCUGUAUUGUUAUGUAAUGUUUUUACAUGAUUACAUCGAAUAAAAUCAUUACAAUAAAUAAGUAAAUCAUAAUUUUAUUAAACGUAUUAAUUUAAUUUUACAUUAAAAGUCAUUAAAAAUAUAUUACACAUUAUACAUUAAGAAAAAAG
Messenger RNA from Colletes gigas, 2350 nucleotides. Its product is annotated as selenoprotein K. Bases 165 to 437 code for a protein of 90 amino acids. NCBI's taxonomy places the organism in Eukaryota, Metazoa, Arthropoda, Insecta, Hymenoptera, Colletidae. Gene Ontology annotation, biological process: endoplasmic reticulum calcium ion homeostasis; calcium ion transport. The transcript has 4 exons. The record is from RefSeq and is a predicted model, not a curated record. Gene Ontology annotation, cellular component: endoplasmic reticulum membrane; Golgi apparatus.